Dentiscutata erythropus is the source of this 2583-nucleotide messenger RNA. The record is from the annotation of a GenBank genome assembly. NCBI's taxonomy places the organism in Eukaryota, Fungi, Glomeromycota, Glomeromycetes, Diversisporales, Gigasporaceae.
AUGCAAUCGAUGACUGUUCCAAGAAACAAUUUGAAACAGCAACUCCAGUGGUACGAACAAAAUAGAAAAGAAAAAGAACGACAAAAGCGGCCAGAGGCGAAUUUUGAGACAUAUACUUGGGAACAAAAUACGAAACGUAGGUGUCACCAACAACAAACUACCGAGCGAGACAUGCUUUUACAAGAAAAAGAAAUCACGUCAUUAUCACCUUGUGAAAAUGUUACAAGAAAAGACCUAUAUUCCGUGUCAUCAUCAAAUAUAGAUUUGAAUUAUAAUGAAGCGAAAGAUAUGAUUGAUUCAAAGGACGAUAUGGAUAUACAGGACUGGUUGGUUGAUUUAGAACCACUUGAUCCAAUGGAAAUAAAGGCUGAAAUCGAAGAAUGGACGCGUAGCAGUAAAUUCACCGUCAAUAAUCCUAAUGUCGCGUCAAAUGAUGAGAUUGCAAUAUCCGAUCUAUCAGCAAAUAGUUUAAACACACCGUCAGUGGCGUUGAACACGAUCGAUAAUUUUGCAAUACUAUGUGAUGAUGUAGAUGCUUGUCUAAAUUUUAGUUUGCCCGAGGACAAUCAUGAUCUUCUUAACAUGUCGCUUAAUGAAUUACGGUCUUUGUUAGUUUCAGUUAAAAUUGUCAAAUGCAAAAUUUCUGAUGAACUAUAUGAAGUUGUUGAAGGGGAUAAGAAAUAUGAUAAUUCAAGAGUCUCAUUGUUAAAAGUGACUCGAGCAAAUUCAAAAAAACGUAUUGAAGCAAUACAGCAAAGAAUACAACAAAUAGAGCGUGAUACAACAGGGUCAUUUAUGUCAUCAUUACCCGGUUCUCGCUUAUCUGAAUUUGUAGGAAUUGAUGCUCCCACUCAGGAUCACGAUCAUUCAACUGUCAUUUCAACAUCAUCAUAUUUCGAUAAAGAUGAAAACACUUUAUCACCAACAGAUUCACCUGUUUAUCGUAUACUACAUGAAACUUUCAAAUUGGCCACGUUUCGCCAGAAUCAAUUGGAAGCUAUCAACGCUGCUCUGAAUGGUCAAGAUGUCUUUGUUUUAAUGCCAACUGGUGGUGGAAAAAGUCUUUGUUAUCAAUUGCCCGCAGUUCUAGAAAAUCAACGAUCUCACAAAGUAACAAUAGUUAUAUCUCCUUUACUAUCAUUGAUACAAGACCAAAUCUUGCGGUUAAAUCACCUCGGAAUUCCAGCCUUGGAUUUACAAGGGAGUCAAAAUCUAGAUCGUAGAAAUUUGGUAUUCUUUGAAAUGCAAAAAGCUGCACCUAGCCUCGUUUUACUUUAUUUAACACCUGAAAUGUUGGGAAAAAGCAUAAAAGCUAUUGAAUCAAUUCAGUUACUUCACAAACGUGGGCUUUUGGCUCGGUUCGUGAUCGAUGAAGCUCAUUGUGUAAGUCAUUGGGGUCAUGAUUUUCGUCCCGACUAUAAAGAUUUGGGCCAAUUAAAAAAGAAAUUUCCAGGUGUACCAAUGAUUGCACUCACUGCAACUGCAACUAGCAGAGUAAAAGAAGAUGUGAUACAUAACUUGCGCAUGGAAAAUUGUGCAAUUAUCACUCAGGGCUUUAAUCGGCCAAAUUUAAGAUACGAAGUUGUUAAGAAAAGUACAAAUUCUGAAAAACAAAUUAUCGAGUUCAUUCAUUCAUCAGGCCAUGCACGUCACUGUGGGAUAAUUUAUUGUACUUCAAAGGCUUCGUGCGAAGAAGUUGCGAAUAAGCUUAGGUUAGCUUGCUUUAAAGCAGCAUUUUAUCAUGCCGGAUUAGACUCUGUAGAUCGAACACGCAUUCAAGACGAUUGGCAUUCAAAUAAAUAUAAAAUAAUUGUAGCAACUACUGCAUUUGGGAUGGGAAUAGACAAACCAGAUGUACGUUUUGUUAUUCAUCAUUCACUUCCUCAGUCGCUUGAAGGUUAUUAUCAAGAAACUGGACGUGCUGGGAGAGAUGGAAAACCAUCAGACUGUGUGCUAUUAUAUUCGUAUUCAGAUAAACAUACAAUUGACAGAUUGAUUGUUCACGGUGAAGGAAAUUACGAACAAAAGAAACAGCAAAGAGCUAAUUUACGAGAAAUGUUAAAGUACUGCGAAAAUCAGAUUGAUUGUCGACGUCAACAAAUCAUGGCGUAUUUCGGGGAACAAUUUGAUAAAAGCCAGUGUAAAUUCACUUGUGACAACUGUAAAAAUGCACUUACACAACAAAGAUCAACGUAUGAUGCGCAGAAAGAUGCUAAGAACAUAGUGACAUUGGUGCAAUAUAACCGACAUAAAGACGUGACAUUAACUCAAUAUGUCAAUAUAAUGAGAGGAUCAAAUAGCAAAACCACUGAAAAUGUGGUAAAAACAAAACAGCUUAUACUGCCACCGAAUUUUAAAACUAGUACACUUUCGACCGUCGAUCUGGAUAGAUUAAUUAAAUUGUUGUUAUUGCAAGAUGUUCUUGCCGAAAGAUAUCAACCAAAUGAAUAUGGAUCCGUGUACUCAUAUAUUGAGCUUGGUCCCAAUGCGGAAGCUCUAUUAAAAGACAAAUUAAAAAUCGCACUUCCUCGUGUUGAGAAACAUAGUGCAGUUAAGAAGAAAAAUAUAACAAUAUCACCUUAA